Molecule: messenger RNA, 721 nt
Organism: Parathielavia appendiculata
Lineage: Eukaryota; Fungi; Ascomycota; Sordariomycetes; Sordariales; Chaetomiaceae
Exons: 1
Coding region: 115-570 (151 amino acids)
Source: RefSeq, a predicted model, not a curated record
AGGUAUGGUUUUUUGGCCUGUGCUUCUGGCCUUUGCUUCCGUUUGUCUCCCUUUUUCACUUUGCUUCUCUGUUCUGGGCUACUUUGACUUCGGUGUCGAGGAGGGGCUGAACGGAUGAUACUGGUGGGGUUGGUUGGUGGUUCUGGACGAAUGGUGGCAGCGAUACCCAUACCCGAAUCUCCUAUUCCAUUCCACUUGUGGCACAGCGGUCCUUAUUUCUCUUUUCUUCGUCGUCUGUGUUUAUAUGUGGUCGUGGCUGGGCGGGGGAAGCAAAGACGACGGGUGCCUAGACAGCCUAGGCGGAGCAGAGCACCGCAGCCAGACACGCAGAUAAUCCUGGGAGUUGGGGAGUUUAGAUAUGGAGGAGCCGGGUUGCUUUCUUGCAUUCUUUCCCUUCUCGCGAGAUCUUCCGGUGUUGGUUGCUUUUCUCGUCUGACUCGGGAUCACAUCCUGUUGCUCGGCCGACCUGCCCCAAUAUCGAAAGGAAAGGAAGUCCGUCCUGGCCGUGAGAGAAGGGGUACUCGCGGCGUUGCUGUCUCGGGGACUACAUGCUCACACGCGGCUUUCUAACCCUACGGCGGCAUCACAUGGUUGAGUUGCACCUUACCUGGCUCUGUGGGGCUUCUGCUGCCCCAAGAGCUUCUCACUGAGCUUGCGUUCCGCCUCUUACUGUUUUUUCUUUCUAACGUAUCUCCCUGGCAUUAGUGGCGAGGGAAAUAUA